AUGUGUCAGCCAGUAAACCUAGUGUAUGCUUCAAUUUGGUAUCCCCUAUAGAAAAAGCUUUUGACGGGAUGAGUAUGUAUAAACCCACUUCGCCGUUUUAGAUGAUUCGUGAUCUACUCCAUGCGCUUGUCACGCAGGUGAUCACGCAUGCACGAAAUUUUUUCAUGGCCUAAAGCCAAUACAUUCUCCUACUGGAAAAAGAAAUUUGAUCUCAACACAAAGACGUGAACAAAAGCAAAGCCUGUUACUGAAAGCCGUAAAACCAACGACGAUACGGAUCACUUAUCGACGCUAAGCGGCAUUGGGUUAUUUAUGAUUCCGCCUUGUUGAAAUCACACUCAAAAGGUAUGGAUCUAUAUACUGUAUGCUCUGGGAUAUGUAACGGCAAACAGAUUUGACUGCGAGAGGUCGUCGUUAUCUCCAGAAAGCUCUAAUAAGUUAAUGAUUUUUGCAAAUGGGUAGACGCUCGUCACCAACGGGCUCACGGAAAAUGUAUUCAGGCUCUCACACUUUGGAAUUACGAAAAACAGGAAGAAAGACACUCAUCGUAGUCUGUGGCUACUUGUAUUUAAAAAGAAAGAACUCUUCAUUCCGUUUGUUCCAUUCCAUUUGCGCAUCUCCCAUAAGACACUUUUUGUUUGACCCCAAAACUUUGCAUACCCUUUGUUUUUCCUUUUUUCGGGUAUUACACUCAUCCCAAGAGAAAUUGAAGACAAUGCUUUCGCAAAAUUUUGGGGGGUAAACAAGGUGUAUUAUGGGAAAUGUGCAAAUGGCGAAUCCUCGAGAACAAUGCCUCAAAGUCGGGUGAAAGAACCAGAGAUUCACAGAUUAUUUGGAGAAUAUCGAAGGACCAUAAACCGGGGGGGGUGGGGGGAGUCACUUCAGGGAAUCAAAUUAGUUUAACCACACGUUUAGGUUCCUAAAUCUUUUAACUCCCAGGACUGAAAGAAAAAUGACAUCAUAUGUGGUUUAAAUUUUAUUAUCUUAUCUUAACAUGGGCGUUCAUGAAGUACGCAAUUUUAAUUGUUUGUUAAAAAGUACAGGUUUAUUGAUCCUUACAGUGACGUAGAUUUGGUGUUUUAAGGUAGCCUCUCAAAGGAUAGGCCCCUGUCCAUUUAAGUCCCGAGCACCUUGAAACUUCCGAGUUCCAACUUUUGCGUUUACGAAUUGUCUCAAUCUUGUGCUCCUGGGUCAGUGUACCGAUCAUCAAGGAUAACUCUUUAUCUGCACUGCUGCAGUCGAUAACGCAAUUCAGCUGGGGCAGAUUUUUUUGCCGGUCAGUGCAGGUGUAGCUGCAACAAUUCAAAUGAAGCUAUAAUAUUAGCCAUUAUGCCUUUUUGGUCUUUGGGGUCUUUAGUCUUAUACAAGUAUGAUAGCAUAAAAGUGAAAAAACGGUAACUUUUAUCAGUCUUUUCUCACUAAACACAGCCAAUUUCCUGUUUGGUUCAUACUGCGAUGUCAGAGUUUUAUUUAAGGAUGCCUAACUUGGUUGGAGAAAACUCAAAAAAGGGAUGUGUCAAGAUGUGAAUGAAAUCAAGGAAAUAAAAGAAAAACCGUUCUCUGUUGGAUUUGUGUGUUGCCACAAAUCAUAGACGAUUUUUCGAGAAAGACUGCUCUGCAUAAUUUUGACAUUCUGAACAUGUCAGUCAGAAAGGAUCAAAAUUCCGGAAAUGUGCGAGAUAUUUAUCGAACUUCCCGUGCAUGUUGAUAUUUCUUUUCUUCACAACUUAUUACGUAUGUUAUAUGAGGAUUUUUUGUUUUAAGCCUUCUAAAAUGAGGUCAAGUGAAAACAUACCAAUAAUUCAUACUUGGCUCUGAGGUUUGGGGAAUAAAACAAAAGAAAUCAUCUUGAGCCUCAGUAAUGAACAAUGCAUUACUUAUGUUUAUUCCCCCAAGCCUUGGAACCAAGUACGACUUUUAAGUUACCGAAAUUGGCCUCAUUUGCAUGAACUAGUAGACAAUCAUUUUCAUCAAACACUUCGCAAUUACACCCGUUUUUAGUAUGUUCCACGCGUUCAGAUGCAUGUCUGGGGACGGCUCAAUGAAAGAGAUGUGGGUAGGAAAAACAGCGGGGAUGUGCGAGGCCGAGGAAUCCUCUUUCCCUCUUCCUCCCCAGUUAAAAAAAAAUGGUGAGGCCCUUUAUGCCUAUGGAUAAGGCAUAAAGUUUUUUUGAACGGAAAAUUGAUGUGCUUUUACCAGUUUUGAGGAAUUCUGUAAAUCCAGGAAAAUUUAGACUAUAUAAAAUAUAUUCCACCGUCCACUUUCUCUGGGCUAAUUCUGUCGAGUCUGGAUGAUUAACAGGAAUUUGACUCUGAAAAGGUUCGAAUUCAAAUCCUUUCUGCAACAACUUUUAGUCAUUGUGUUAUGUUUACAGAUUAUUGCACCAAACAGCAGGAAUGUUACCAUUGGCAGUUGUUAUCAUUAUUCCUUGGUUUGUCAAUGGGGUGCCUGUGACCAAGGUUCCACAGAAUACCCAACCACCUCUGCCUAAUUCUGAAAUACCCACAGAAGUUGGUUGCAAUGGCUUGGAUGGCAAAUGGUACCCAGCAGGCAGUGAGGUUAGCAGAGGAUCAGAUGGAAAUGGGUGGUGUUAUGGCACUUAUUGUUCACAUGAUGGCAAUUUGAUAGCAUGGGAUGACUGGAAUUGCAAAACAGCUACUACAGGUCCUGUUUGCUCCAGCCCCAUCCCUGUACCAACAUCAACCCCCAACCCCACAACCUCUCCUACACCUUCAUCCACCACAGUACCUCCUCCACUUGGGUGUUUUCAAAACGGUGCAUGGUAUGAACCAGGCAGUGAGAUUAGCCGUGCAUCUAAUGGAGAGGGCUGGUGCCAUGGAAUAUCUUGCGAUGCCAAAGGAAAGAUUGUGGCCUGGGAUGACUGGAACUGCGAAGACACAGAUGAAAACCCAGAAUCCACCACCAAGGAUGAUAAAGGAUGUUACUACAAAAAAAAGUGGCAUCCUCAAGGAAGCAUCUUUGAAGGUUCUGACAGCAAUGGCUGCAGAUAUGGAGUCAUUUGUGGUGAUGAUGGUCAAGUUAUGCGAUGGGAUGAAUUUGACUGUCAUCCCAUCAAGGAGGAUUGAGAACCACAAACUUCUUCCACUUACAAUUAGCCUUGCAAUUUGAUAAGCAAUCAAGCACUUUUACAAGACGGCUAUUACCAUUUGUCCUUUUACCUUAAACAAGACAUACCAUGCAAGAGUAGCUUCCUUUUCAUCAAUAGUUUGCAGACUUAAACAUAAUACACAGAGUUAAGAACAUAGAUUAAAACAACUAUGAUUAUCCUAAUUUUGUCCUGGCUCUAAUAAAUCUGUUAAGCUGGAAUGUUUUUAACAGACUGCUCGUUGAGAGAAUACAGAUUUCUUCAAGCAAAGUGUUUCCAAGUCACUUGGGAACUCCAAAGCACUUUUGACCAAAGAUACUGAGAUUUGAAAGCUGCAAUUUUUAAAGCAAAUCAUUCCAACGUCUUGAAAACUUUCCACAAGGC
Messenger RNA from Porites lobata, 3490 nucleotides. The record is from the annotation of a GenBank genome assembly. Lineage: Eukaryota; Metazoa; Cnidaria; Anthozoa; Scleractinia; Poritidae.